ACAAUAACUGGAGGGAUGGGAUGGGAUGAGAUGGGAUAAACAGAGGUACUACUAGGGGGUGCAGAUCACACUGGCUGACACCUUGAGGGGAUGUCAUUGGGUGUGCUAGUGGGAAGGGGCUGCUGGCUUGGCAGUAAAUAGAGUUGCCCCUCUUUCCUGCCUGGCUAGCAUGUCCGCCAGACCCAGAAAAGGCUAUUGAAGAGAGGAGGUAAUUAAAAAUAAUCUGCAUUGGGUGUCACAUAGACGAAGUACGCCACCGGGGAUAAAUACAAGGAGCGGAUGUAUACUGUACAAACUUUCUAUAUAAGUCGAAAGCUGUGAUAUAAAUUUUUACAUCAGUACAUAAACAGAUGCAGUUACACAUCUUGGCUUCCUUUUGGUUGCAGAUGAAACAGAGAGGUGAAAGGCUCCCAAGAAAAGGUACUAAUAUGGCUAUUCGGAAUGUGCUGGUCACUGGCUGCUCCUCUGGUAUUGGGCUGGCGCUGGCAGUGCGUUUGGCCAGAGAUGAGCUGAAGCGAUUCCGAGUUAUUGCCACCAUGAGGAAUUUGGCGAAGAGGCAAGCCCUGGAGAGGCAAGCAGGGCCUGUGCUGGAUGAAACUCUGGAGAUCAAGGAGCUGGAUGUGACCAGUGAGGAGUCAAUCCGACACUGUGUGGACAGCAUCCCCCAGCGCAGGGUGGAUGUGCUUGUGAACAAUGCGGGAUUGGGCAUGAUUGGUCCAGUGGAAAGCCAGACAAUGGCUUCAGUACAGCAUCUCUUUGAUACCAACUUCUUCGGCUUGGUGCGCCUCGUCAAGGAGGUCUUCCCUGACAUGAAGCGACGAAAACAGGGGCACGUGGUAGUGAUGAGCAGUGUCUUGGGUUUGCAAGGUCUCCUCUUCAAUGACAUCUACUCUGCCUCCAAAUUUGCUGUGGAGGGUUUUUGUGAAAGCCUGGCUCUUCAGGCUUUGAAGUUUGGAGUCAACAUCAGUCUGAUUGAACCUGGACCAGUGAUAACAGAGUUUGAGAGGAAGCUCUAUGAAGAUGCAGCCAGUAUGGAUCUCUCUGCAGUAGAUAAAGAGACACUGGAUAUAUUUCAGGGGUUCUACAUGACCUACUCCAAGGAGGUCUUCACCGCACUGGGCCAAUCUCCAGAUGAAGUGGCAGAGCAUGCUAUGAAAGUGAUCACUUCAGAGCAGCCUCCAUUUCGGUACCAGACCAACAGCCUCUACACUCCCAUUACCACCCUCAAACACGCUGACCCGAGCGGGAACCUGCCCCUGAACACCUUCCAUCAAAUGAUCUUCCAGCACGAUCGGCUUUUCAAAGCUAGCCUCAGCCUCCUCAAAAUGCUUCAGUGGAGGAAGCGACGGGACAUGGAUUAUAACAAGACCCCCUGAGAAGAAGUGGGUUCCCCACCUCAGAGCCUGUCACUCUCAGGAUAGAGGACACGGCCCACUUGCAGGCGUCCUAGAGAGUUUAGCGUCAAGUAUAGCCCUGGCUACAGGGACUGCAUUCACACACUGGAUGCAGAGGCUGCACUAUUCUGAGGCAAGGUGUGUAUCUCCUGCCUCAGGCAUUAUAUUCUAGAAGAUGUCUUUCAGUGGCAGAGUGGAGACAGACAGAACUGAUCCAUGGGGCACAAUCUGUUAGCAAAGUCAUGCUUUAUCAUUUCCAUUUAUUUCCUUACAUCUUGUACAAGGCAUAUUCCUAGUGGAUUUUGUCCCAUAUAUUCCAAGGAGUGAGAGUAGACAUCCUCAUUAUUAUUCCACCACCACCUCGGGCACCAGAGGUGAGAAACUGUUGGCUCCUCUUGAGAGAUCCCAAAUACCUACCUGCAGAUGAGGACAAGCAAAGUCUUCUUGCUGGAGUGAAAUGUCCCAGUGCUCUGCAUGGGACUUGCCUCAGCAUCAUGUCUUCUCUGAAACAUUUAGGAAUCUCAUUACCAGAAGUGACCUAAAUGAUUAUUUUGUCUAGCCUGGACAAGCAGCAAGAGCUGACUGGGUCAUUAUUCCCUCCACUAUUUUUUGGAUGUGUGUUGUUUUUUAAAGGAGAGAUGAGAGAGAAUCAGGCCCAUAAAUAUCUUGAGAAAGGACCAAUUCUAAGUCUUCCAUGUUGUAGCUGCCUACUUGGAUCUGUUCUACACACUGUGCUGUAUGAGGAAUUAGAAUGAGAUGAUGGCAUUCUGGGUUGCACCACUUUAGACUGCAACAUAUAUGUGUCGUAUUUCUGAAUGGUCCUUUGUGUAAGCAAAACAAACAAACAAACAAACAAACCAAAUAUCCAUGCUCUGCCAGCUUUCCCACUCAAUUAUGCCACCUCUCCUGAAUCCAAAGAAGAAGCCUUCAUCUGUGGACUGAAGUGAUGUGCUGUCAAAUUGUACUGCAUCAUAUAUUGACUGGCUCCCAGACCAGUUUUAUGCUUCCCUAAAACAGAAAUAUAACAGGGAAUCUGGCUCCCAGCAUACACUGGCAGAAUUCCUGCUGUAGAUAAUAUCAUUCUUGAAUCUUCCAUUUCACCUUUCAAGUGACCCUGAGAAUCAGAGCUCAGAAAGGUUACUUUUUGAGACUGCAAUUCCCAGAAUCCCAUAGGAUUAUGACUUGGGGGAUUCUAGAUGAUGCAGUCCGAAAAGUAACUUUUCCCAGUUCUUCUACUAAUGAAAAACCAAUAUUAAGGCUAUGUCUGCUGAAGAAAUCCAGAUGAAAAGGGACCAUGGAGCAAAAUACAGGAGAUAGACUAGAAGUGGGGAGAUGGGACCAAGAAAAAUGUCAGAAGAGGAAGCAAUUGAUUUUUGGUUUUGUAAACAACUUUGGAGAAACAAUAUAAACAUAUUUAAAUAAAUAAAAGUCAGAAAAUUCAAGGGCAGAGGAAAGUGCAGAGCAAUGGAGGGCAAUGAUGAAGGAACUGGUUACCAGAGGUGGCGUGAUAGCAUGCAGUUGUGUAAAUCCGGAAGUCACUAGCACAACAAUAUUUUUAAAAGCACCAAUUUAUGCUGGCUGAGAGGAUUUUCUGCUGUACUGCAUGGGACUCUAAAGCACACCUCUUGGAUAGUCUGGGGUACCUUAUUGGCCUGUCGGCAUGGCCUCACAACUCAUGUAGCAUAUGGAAGAGUGCUGGAUGUAUACCAGAGAUACCCACAUUCAUUCCACUGCUCUGAAGGCUGUGUGGCCCCAUUGAGCCACUCACUGUCAUUCUGACACAGGUCUCAUAGGUUUAAGUGUGAGGAUAAGUGGAGAGACACAUUUUUUUAACCUGAUGUCCCUGGAUCAAGAGUAGGAUGAAACUGGUAAAUAAAGUGACCCUUGGUAGGACUGUC
Sceloporus undulatus (fence lizard) is the source of this 3292-nucleotide messenger RNA. RefSeq names its product retinol dehydrogenase 8-like. Gene Ontology annotation, biological process: estrogen biosynthetic process. Gene Ontology annotation, cellular component: cytoplasm. The transcript is spliced from 7 exons. The record is from RefSeq and is a predicted model, not a curated record. The coding region runs from base 351 to 1376 and encodes 341 amino acids. Gene Ontology annotation, molecular function: estradiol 17-beta-dehydrogenase [NAD(P)+] activity. NCBI's taxonomy places the organism in Eukaryota, Metazoa, Chordata, Lepidosauria, Squamata, Phrynosomatidae.